Molecule: messenger RNA, 975 nt
Organism: Cucurbita moschata (crookneck pumpkin)
Lineage: Eukaryota; Viridiplantae; Streptophyta; Magnoliopsida; Cucurbitales; Cucurbitaceae
Product: vacuolar protein sorting-associated protein 28 homolog 2
Exons: 2
Coding region: 191-820 (209 amino acids)
Biological process (GO): protein transport to vacuole involved in ubiquitin-dependent protein catabolic process via the multivesicular body sorting pathway
Cellular component (GO): ESCRT I complex
Molecular function (GO): protein-containing complex binding
Source: RefSeq, a predicted model, not a curated record
CCCCUCUCUCUCUUUCUCUCUCCAGAUUUCUUAUUCAUCGCCUCCUCCGUCUCUCCCAUUCACGAAUCGCCUCUCUUUCUCUUUGAAGGAAGGUUUUUCUCUUUGCGCGUGUCCCGUUCUCUUCUCCAAUCCUUCACGUAAUAUAGAAUCACUAAUUUCUCUUCACCAUUCGCACUCGAAGAUUGCUUCAAUGGAGGUCAAGCUUUGGAACGACAAGCGCGAGAGAGAAAUGUACGACAAUUUUGCAGAGCUCUACGCCAUUAUUAAGGCCACUGAAAAGCUUGAAAAGGCUUACGUCCGUGACAUUAUCCCCUCCUCCGAUUAUGAGACUGAAUGCUUUAAACUCAUCGCACAUUUUAAAACCCUGGCCUCGACGCUCAAAGACACAGUCCCGAGUAUUGAACGAUUUGCAGACACAUACAAAAUGGACUGUCCGGCGGCGAUUAAUCGUCUUGUGAUCUCUGGGGUGCCUGCGACGGUGGAGCACAGGGCAUCUGCCGCUGCCUCCUCCACUACCUCCGCCGCCAUUGUGGCGGAGUGUGUGCAGAACUUUAUUACAGCUAUGGAUUCAUUGAAACUGAAUAUGGUAGCUGUGGAUCAAGUGCACCCCCUGCUCUCGGAUCUCUUUGCUUCACUGAACAAAUUGACCAUUCUGCCGCCGGAUUUUGAAGGGAAAACGAAGAUGAAGGAGUGGCUUGGACGACUUUCGAAAAUGGGCGCGGCGGAUGAGUUAACUGAGCAGCAGGCUCGGCAGCUUCACUUUGAUCUUGAAUCUUCUUAUAAUUCAUUCAUGGCCGCUUUGCCUACUGCUGGUACUUGAAUGUUAAUGGCAAUCUUGUGUGUGUGUAAAUAAAGGCUUAUUGAUUUUGUCGUACUGCAUAAAUUCACUAUCUUCAUGAAUGGAUUGUGCUCCUUUUUCUUUCCUUUCAAUAUGGAUUUCUGUUGAAGGAGUUGAACCCCUCUUUUAUUUAUUUA